This is a messenger RNA of Caretta caretta (loggerhead turtle), 2739 nucleotides long. RefSeq names its product TAR DNA binding protein (gene TARDBP). Lineage: Eukaryota; Metazoa; Chordata; Testudines; Cheloniidae. Gene Ontology annotation, biological process: regulation of gene expression. Gene Ontology annotation, cellular component: chromatin; nucleoplasm. Gene Ontology annotation, molecular function: RNA binding. The record is from RefSeq and is a predicted model, not a curated record.
GAAUGGUUCAACCCGAGGCAGGGCUCUGCCGCCGGGGGCCGCCAUUUUGUCAGCAGCGGCUGCAGGAGAGGAAGGUGGAGGCACCCGGAGGCCCCUCGCCCCAUUAAAAUCCAGCAAAGAUGUCUGAAUACAUCCGUGUUACAGAGGAUGAGAAUGAUGAGCCCAUUGAGAUCCCUUCAGAGGAUGAUGGCACUGUGCUGCUAUCCACAGUAACUGCCCAGUUCCCGGGAGCAUGUGGCCUGCGUUACAGGAACCCAGUGUCUCAGUGUAUGAGAGGAGUCCGGCUAGUAGAAGGAAUUCUGCAUGCUCCAGAUGCUGGCUGGGGAAAUCUGGUCUAUGUUGUUAAUUAUCCCAAAGAUAACAAGAGGAAAAUGGAUGAAACAGAUGCCUCAUCAGCUGUAAAAGUAAAACGAGCAGUACAAAAGACAUCUGAUUUAAUAGUUUUGGGUCUUCCCUGGAAAACCACUGAACAAGAUCUAAAGGAAUAUUUCAGUACAUUUGGAGAAGUUCUCAUGGUGCAGGUUAAGAAAGACAUUAAGACUGGUCACUCAAAGGGAUUUGGUUUUGUUCGAUUUACGGAGUAUGAAACCCAGGUGAAAGUGAUGUCUCAACGGCACAUGAUAGAUGGAAGAUGGUGUGACUGUAAACUACCUAAUUCUAAGCAAAGUCCUGAUGAACCUUUGCGCAGCAGAAAGGUGUUCGUUGGGCGCUGCACUGAGGAUAUGACUGCAGAUGAGCUCCGGCAGUUCUUUUCUCAGUAUGGAGAGGUGGUAGAUGUCUUCAUCCCCAAACCCUUCAGAGCUUUUGCCUUUGUUACAUUUGCAGAUGAUCAGGUUGCCCAGUCUCUUUGUGGAGAGGACUUGAUCAUUAAAGGAAUCAGCGUACAUAUAUCCAAUGCUGAACCUAAGCACAAUAGCAAUAGACAGUUAGAAAGAGGUGGAAGAUUUGGUGGUAAUCCAGGAGGCUUUGGGAAUCAGGGUGGAUUUGGUAAUAGCAGGGGGGGAGGAGGUGGUUUGGGAAACAACCAGGGCAGUAAUAUGGGUGGAGGGAUGAAUUUUGGAGCAUUUAGUAUCAAUCCUGCAAUGAUGGCGGCAGCCCAGGCAGCGUUGCAGAGCAGUUGGGGAAUGAUGGGCAUGUUAGCUAGUCAACAGAACCAGUCUGGGCCAUCAGGAAACAACCAGCCUCAAGGCAACAUGCAAAGGGAGCAGAACCAGGGUUUUAGUUCAGGAAGUAAUUCUUACGGAGGAUCUAACUCUGGAGCAGCAAUAGGUUGGGGGUCAGCAUCAAAUGCAGGAUCAAGCAGUGGGUUUAAUGGAGGCUUUGGUUCAAGUAUGGAUUCCAAAUCGUCAGGCUGGGGAAUGUAGACGGUGGGCUCUGAUAUUGACUCUAUGGUGGGAAAUCAAAUUUUUCUAAACUCAUGGUAAGUAUAUUGUAAAUUGCAUAUAUACUAAAAUUUUCCUGAUCAAUUUGUUCAAUGUGCAGUAUAUUCAACAGUAUUUUUGACAUUUUUCUUUUGUAAAAAGAAAGGUUAAAGGAAUUUUAUAAGUUUUGUUACAUAAUUUGUUGGAAUAUUGAAUGGUUGAAAGUGAACUGCUGUUUGCCUGAUGGGUAAACUAACACACUACAAUUGAGAGGAAGGAUUUUUCCUGUAAUAUUUUAUUCCUUGUUUCCUUGUCAGCUUAAUUCUUUGCAUGUUCAAAAAGGAAACCAUUGGUCAGAAACUACAUUCUUUCUUUUCCUCUUGUUUGUUUUAAUUUGAUCCCCACCAUAAGAAUCUCUCCAAAUGCCCCAGUUGGAGAACACAGUGUCAGUGUUGUUGGUUUUUGUUUUUGUUUUCCUUUUAACACUGUCUCCCCUCAUAUACUAAGUACAAUAUGAAGGCUUCAUUUAACCUCUGCAGUUCAUCUCAUUUCAAUGUGUAUGGAAGAAGCACUUAAUUGAAAGCAGUGCUGUAAAUAUUCUGCUUUAGGAAUACUUCUGUCUACAUGCUUUCUCAUCCAAGAAUACUUCAUCACACUGCACAUGCUACGUCUUAGACGGUGGGUGUUCCAUUUUUAUCCGCUACUCUUUAUUUCAUGGAGUCGUAUCAACGCUAUGAACGCAAGGCUGUGAGAUGGAACCAGAAGGCUGUUUGAACUUUUGAAACCUUGUGUGGGAUUGAUGGUGUUGCCGAGGCAUGAGAGGGCUGGUAUGUGCGAGAAAAAGGAGAGAGCGCAUGCAGAGACCUGGUGGUGCAUUAUGGGAUUUUAUUUUACUUGGCGAGAUGUCUCUCAAUCCUGUGGCUUUGGUGAGAGAGUGUGCAGAGAGCAAUGAUAGCAAAUAAAGUACGAGUGUUUCUUGCAUUCAAAGGACAUCCAUAUCUGGAAGACUAAAUGGGUGUUAUACCUAGUUAACCAAUUAGUUGAAUGUGUUAAGUGAAAUGAAUAUCUGUAUUUUUUUUUUCCCUUAUGUCAACUGCUGUGAAUGUUGUAUGGUGUGUGUUCUUUUCUGUUAAUGAUAUGUAAGUGUGGUAAUGUGAAUUGAAGAUGAUGGGGUUUGUGACGAGAACAUUGAGUUUGUGGUGUGCUUUGCGGUAGUUGUAGCAGAGUUCACUAGCGAGCUCAGUGUGCCUCUUAAGGGUGGAAGUUCCACUGUCUGUAAGAUAUCCAUAAGAAUGCUGUUUGCUGCAGUUCUGUGUUUGGAUGCUUUUUAUAAGAUUUGUCAAUGUAGGAAAUUCUUAAAUAAAACUGAUUUAAGUAA